CCUCACUUCACCGUCUCGUCAACCGGUACGCCAUCGCUCGCUCAAAUAUAACAUGCCGGCCAAACAAGUUUAUGGAAAACGCCCGGUGGCUAAGCCUUCGACGAGCUAUGCUAAGUUCAUUAGCCCAAGCAAAGACGCCGCCGCAAUGAAGAAAGGAGAAGAAGAGGCUCCAAAGAGAAGAGCCGGAAAUGUGGCGAAGAACGAAAGUGUCAAUCGGGAAGCCAACGAAGAGGUGGAUGUUGGUGACUUGGCGGGGGAUCUGGAGGGGCUGAGGAUCGAGGAUGGCGGUGCGCUGGCUGAAAUGGACCCUGAGCAGCUGAUCCGAAGGGCGAAGAGUAUCGGGAAGACUGCUGCCGGCGCAAAGCAAAAGACGGCUAGAAAGCCCUCGGUGCAAAAGAAAUCGAACACUAUUAAUACCAGUAAAUCAACGCAGUCGAAAGAGGAUGAUGAAUCUAUCGCUCUCGCAAAUCAAUGCCAAGCCUUGGACAUCAGCAAGCAGGAUGAAGUUUGUACCAGGACACCCCAAGAGCGAAGGCAAAGCCCGAGGAAACCCACAAAAACCCGUGCCAAGCCAAGCUCAAGCAUUGAGUAUGCCCCGGAACAAGAGCAAGUCGCAAAGCUUAAGCAACAACCGAAGCGACAAACUGCACCAGAAACGCCGAAACAUGGCCAGAAGCUCAAAGCGGUGAUUAUACCAGCACCAAGAUUAAUGCCCAAGCGUCUCACUCCAAAUCCUACCUCGACAACGACCCCCGAAGACCCGUACACAUCGUACGUGGCACCGCUACUGUCGCUGCAGAGUUAUGGGAGAUCUCUCAUGACAUUCAAGGAAUGGUCAACCUCGCUUGAGCCGCAUUUCACAGUUAGCAAAAUCGCCGAAGCGUCUUUCUCAGAAGUUUAUCGUCUUUCAGCUAUGAAUACCGCAUGCAGGUCGAUGAAGGAAUCUGUUCUGAAGCUUGUACCUUUGAAAAGUGCCCCAAAUGCACCCUUGCGAAGCCUAUCACGCCCAGUCCGGAAUACAGAUGUUCAAGCCCAGAUGGACAAAGAAGCAAGAGAAGAGGAGGAUUCGUGGAAGUCGCAAGUUGAGGAUGUGUACUCGGAGGUUAAGCUCCUCCAGAACCUCAACUACAUACCCGGUUUCACCAAUUUCCGCGAGCUUACAGUGCUUCAGGGCCGGCCAUCAAGAGGGUUCAUCGACGCGUGGAAAUUUUGGAACAAGGGAAGACCACGGGGUAAGAAGAGUCAGUUUCCGGACCCGAGCAAGAAGGCCAGCUAUGAUGACACUCAACUUUGGGCCGUCAUUGAGAUGCAGGACGCUGGUUCGGAUGUCGAAAAGGUCAUGGAUAAGGGCGGACUAAGCACCGUCUGGGAGAUUUGGGAUGUUUUCUGGGGCGUGUGUCUGAGCGUAGCGAAAGCUGAGGAGGCAUGUCGCUUCGAGCAUCGCGAUCUGCAUCUGGAGAACAUCUGCAUACGAUCAUCACGGACCGAUUCCGAACAAGAUCUUCUGAACCCUAUCAUCAAAGAUCCGUUAGGUCGAAAACUUGGCUUCACAGGGCUAGAAACGACAGUCAUCGACUACACUCUUUCACGAGCGGACGUCUCCUCAUCCGUUUCCCGGCGCUCAUCCUCAAUGACGGACGCUUCUUCCUUCUCGCUUUCAUCCCCUUGCAUAGCAUCGACACCUCUGGAGGUCGCCUUCCUCGACCUCAACAAAGACAUGAGCCUAUUUGAAGGCGAUGCUUCCGAGGAAUACCAAUAUGAAAUCUACCGCUACAUGCGCGGCGCCGUCUUCUACAACAACCCUCUUCAGUUCGAGGACCCUCGAGAAAACGAAGACGACCAAAUCCGUCGUUCGCCCCGAAAGACAGCACAACACAUCCGCUUCAAUGAUCCGGAGCCAUCAUCAUCGCAAGUACCUCCCUCCGACACAUACUGCGACCCGCCAUCCGACCUCUGGCGCUCCUUCCACCCCAAGACGAAUCUCGUCUGGGCGCAUUUCAUCCUCUACAAGCUCCUCGAGCAUCUAGAAAGCAAUGAGCCCUCAAAUCUUUCGAGCACGCAGAUCAUGCGCAAUGUAGAGGCCAGCAACGAGGAUAAGAGCAAGAUAGCGCGUAAAGCGAUGAAACUGUACAAGGUGCUGGAGCGGGUUGCAGAGCUGCUAGAGCCGAGUGCGCUGGCGAAGAAAGAUAGCCUGGGGAGCAUGAAGGAGCUUGCUGUGCUGGCGAUGGAGGAGCGGUGGCUGAAGGUAGGAGAUGUUGCUGGUGCAUAAGUGCACGAUUGGGAGCAUUGCAAGAUCAUCGGGUGCAUUGGGUGGUGUUCUGGGUCGUAUGGUUCGGGCGCAUUCUGGGCAGUGCUGGUCAGCCAUUUUUGUGUGACGCAUUGUGUCUCGCUUUCGUGCCCUUGAAGUUGGGUCAGAAGUAAGUUGCG
Messenger RNA from Paraphaeosphaeria sporulosa, 2427 nucleotides. RefSeq lists its product as uncharacterized. Gene Ontology annotation, molecular function: histone H3T3 kinase activity. NCBI's taxonomy places the organism in Eukaryota, Fungi, Ascomycota, Dothideomycetes, Pleosporales, Didymosphaeriaceae. Gene Ontology annotation, cellular component: cytoplasm; nucleus. The record is from RefSeq and is a predicted model, not a curated record. Bases 53 to 2269 code for a protein of 738 amino acids. The transcript has a single exon. Gene Ontology annotation, biological process: intracellular signal transduction; mitotic cell cycle.